Molecule: messenger RNA, 616 nt
Organism: Aureococcus anophagefferens
Lineage: Eukaryota; Pelagophyceae; Pelagomonadales; Pelagomonadaceae
Exons: 1
Coding region: 11-358 (115 amino acids)
Biological process (GO): nucleosome assembly
Cellular component (GO): nucleosome
Molecular function (GO): DNA binding; protein heterodimerization activity; structural constituent of chromatin
Source: RefSeq, a predicted model, not a curated record
AAUCAUCAAAAUGGCCAAGACUCCCUCCAAGAAAUCCGCCAAGGCGCCCAAGAAGGCCGCCGGCGGCAAGAAGAAGAAGACGCGCGUCGAGUCGUACUCCACGUACAUCUACCGCGUGCUCAAGCAGGUGCACCCCGACACGGGCAUCUCCAAGAAGGGCAUGUCGAUCAUGAACUCGUUCAUCAACGACAUCUUCGAGCGCAUCGCCCUCGAGGCCUCCAAGCUCUGCCGCUUCUCCAAGAAGGCGACGCUCUCGUCCCGGGAGAUCCAGACCGCGGUCCGCCUCAUGCUCCCCGGCGAGCUCUCCAAGCACGCCGUCUCCGAGGGCACCAAGGCCGUCACCAAGUUCUCGUCCUAAGCGCGAACUCGGCGACCGCGACCGUCGCCCCUCCUCGGGGGAGCGACGCCGUCGCGUCGGUCACCACAACCACACCGGUGUUUUCGAACACCACCCUCUCGACGGAAGACUUCCCGACGGCUCGACGCGCUCGCGACGGCCCAGGUGGGUCCAGGCGGCGCCGCGCGCCCCCCCCCCGCGCCCCGAGAGGAGGUGCGGGCCGUCGCGUUCGCCCGCGCGAGCGCGUCCGGUCGCCGCGCGGCCGGGGCGACGCGUUCG